Aspergillus pseudotamarii is the source of this 1659-nucleotide messenger RNA. Its product is annotated as putative C6 transcription factor. Gene Ontology annotation, molecular function: zinc ion binding; DNA-binding transcription factor activity, RNA polymerase II-specific; DNA binding. Gene Ontology annotation, biological process: DNA-templated transcription; regulation of DNA-templated transcription. Lineage: Eukaryota; Fungi; Ascomycota; Eurotiomycetes; Eurotiales; Aspergillaceae. The record is from RefSeq and is a predicted model, not a curated record. The transcript is spliced from 6 exons. The coding region runs from base 1 to 1659 and encodes 552 amino acids.
AUGGGUCUUAAGGACCAUCUUCCAGCGCUCGCUCCAGGGCCUCGCGGCCCCGUCAACAAACAACCAUUCACUCUCAUGAAACCGAGGAAAAAUUCCACGGCCUGCCUGCCGUGUAAGCAAGCGAAACGGAAGUGCACCGGACGCCCCGCACCUUGUAAAGCUUGUCAGAACACAGACGCUGAAUGCGUUUUCGAUGAGACGCUCGACCUCAGGCGUAAGGUCGCUGCUAGACGUACUCUCGGGGAGUUAGAAUACUAUCGAGGCUUGUUGUAUUCCUUAUUAGAGUCACUUCGCUCCUCAGAUGAAGACAAGGUCAACCAUAUCUUGGAGACUAUACGCGGCAGCGCUCUACUAUCCAAUGUUGCCAACGUUGUGGAUGCACCAGCCGACUUGGGUGAUGCGAGUUCCGAUAACGCAAAACCCCUAGGAAACGCAGAUGACGCCAUAGCUCAACAGGAACGUUUGGCCGCUGAUGCUCACUCUCGAAUAACCCUAGAGAAACUUUGCGAUAUCCCCAUAUUCCAAGUGCCGGUGAAGCCUUGGACGGCCGUUACCGACGACGAUCAUCUCGUUUCGCAUUUGAUCUCCUUGUACUUCACAUGGGAUCAUCCAUUGUCGCAAAUCAUUGACCAGAGAGUGUUUUUGAGACAUAUGAGGGAGAGCAAUAAGAAUACUGAAUUCUGCACCCCCUUCCUUGUAAAUAGUAUUUUAGCAGUUGCAAGUACAUAUUCUGAUUUUCCUGAAGUUUUUGCUAUUCCUGGAGAUGUGGCCUCUAAAGGUGCACAUUUCUUUAAUGAGGCAGAACUCUUAUGGAAAGCGGAAGAAGGCCGUACAUCGUUGACCAACAUCCAGGCUCUUGCCCUGAUGAGCCAUGUACAAAUGUCCAUGGAAUGUCGGAAACCCGUGAACCUAAAACCCCCAAUAUUCGAGCCUCCUGUGAGAGAUAAUAUCAAUGACGACAUUGUAUGGAUCCCAUAUCCUCGUUCCAACCAUAUUGAAUACGAAAAGAAGCCUGCCUUACUCCGUGAGAUAAUGAUUCAAACGGUAGGCUUCGCGGAACUGGUCGUCAGCAUGCAAGACUUGCUUUUUGAUGAAGCAUUCGAUAUGAAUAUUGGCGACCUAUGUAGGGCAGUAAGCGCCCUGUAUACUCGACUAGAAACGUGGCUGAGAGACCUGCCCGGUGUACUGAAAAUUGACAAGGCGGCUUUACAAGUUCCGCAAGUAUUGAGUUUGCAAUACCACCAUGCCAUCAUCCAGGUCUUCGAUUCCUUAGUGAACCACGAAGACUUCGCCCCCAUGUCGCUUCCGGAUGUUAACCAGGCUCGACUCAUCCGACUUCGGUCAGCGAAGCAGAUUGCUGACUAUCUCCUCCUAUACCAUGAAGCCUAUGGGCUUAGGCAUGCCCCCAGCCAAAUGCUGGAGCCUGCCAAUGCAAGCACCCGUAUCUUACUCACUGCUUUGGACAACUGCGAAUAUGAUUUCAAAGAGGAAUUUGUUGAAUUGUGUCGGUUUCUAGUAGCCUUCAGCAAGAGAUUCCCCCUCGCUAGAGAUAUGCUCGCGAAUAUAGAAUUCACAGCCGAGUCCAUGGGUAUCAAACUGCCCCCCGAAGCCGGUACAGUGUUCGACCACAGAAAUUUGGAAUCAUCCCAGUGGCUAUAG